CCUUCCACCACCCUCCUCCUCCUCCUCCUCCUACCAGGCAGACCCUGCCCUUUCCUUUGCUUUCUGUGGCUCCUCUGUACGCGUUUGGGACUAUCGGACCGGACCGCGGGCUCGCACAAUGGCCGGCUUGCUGCCAUCGAGCCUGCGAUGCUGACGCCCCGGCUGCAUUCGUUCAUCGCUGCUCCUCCUGCUGCUGGGAUUUCAUGUCCCCCGUUGGCCUGAAGCUGCGCGUCCAUGGCCAAGCGCGAGAGCGGCGGUGGCGGCGCCAGUCCCGUGGUGAGGCAGAUUGACAAGCAGUUCCUGGUGUGCAGCAUCUGCCUGGACCGCUACCACAACCCCAAAGUGCUGCCCUGCCUGCACACCUUCUGCGAGAGAUGCCUGCAGAACUACAUCCCGCCGCAGUCUCUGACGCUGUCGUGUCCGGUGUGCCGGCAGACGUCCAUCCUGCCCGAGAAGGGCGUGGCCGCCCUCCAGAACAACUUCUUCAUCACCAACCUGAUGGAGGUGUUGCAGCGGGACCCCGAGCGCAGCCGACCCGAGGCCUGCAACGUCCUGGAGUCGGCCAGCGCCGCCGGCGCCUCCCAACCCCUGUCCUGCCCCAACCACGAGGGCAAGGUGAUGGAGUUCUACUGCGAGUCGUGUGAGACGGCCAUGUGUCUGGAGUGCACGGAAGGCGAGCACAGGGAGCACGUGACGGUACCUCUGAGGGACGUGCUGGAACAACACAAGUCGGCGCUCAAGAACCAGCUGGACACCGUACGCAACAGACUUCCCCAGUUGGCGGCGGCCAUCGAGCUGGUGAACGAGAUCUCCAAGCAGCUGACGGAGCGCAAGCACGGCGCUGUGACGGAAAUCAACGCCACCUUUGACGAGCUGGAGAAAGCCUUGCGCCAGCGCAAGAGCGCCCUGGUCGCCGAGGUGGACAACAUCUGCGGCGCCAAGCAGAAGGUGCUGCAAGCCCAGCUGACGUCCUUACUGCAGGGCAAAGAGAACAUCCAGAGCAGCUGCGACUUCACCGAGCAGGCCCUGAGCCACGGCAGCGCCACCGAGGUCCUCCUGGUCCAGAAGCAGAUGGGCGAGCGGGUCAGCGCCCUGGCGCGCCACGCCUUCCCCGAGUGCCCGCACGAAAACGGCCACCUGGAGUGCCAGGUGGAGACGGACGGCCUGCGGCGCUCCAUCCAGAACCUGGGCGUCCUGAUCACCACGGGGGCCGUGGGCCACACCAGCGUGGCCACCGGCGAGGGCCUGCGGCACGCCCUGGUGGGCCAGCACACCACCGUCACCGUCACCACCAAGGACAAAGACGGCGAGCUGGUCAAGACGGGCAACGCCGCCUUGCGGGCCCGGAUCGUGUCGCCGGAGGGCGUGGCGGCCGAGGCCGAGGUGACCGACAACAAAAACGGCACCUACGAGGUGGGCUACACGGCCCGCGCCGAGGGCGAGUUCGCCUUCUCGCUGCUGCUCUACGAGCAGCCCGUCCGGGGGAGCCCCUUCCGCCUGCGCGCCGUCAAGCCCUCCGACGUGCUGCAGUCGCCCGACGACGUCAAGAGGCGGGUCAAGUCGCCCAGCGGCGGCGGAGGUCACGUGCGCCAGAAGGCCGUCAGGAGGCCCUCCAGUAUGUACAGCGCCACCAAGAAGAAGGAGAACCCCAUCGAGGAUGAGCUCAUCUACAGAGUCGGAACGAGAGGACGCGACAAAGGAGAAUUCACAAACCUUCAAGGCAUCUCCACCUCCAGCAACGGCCGCAUUGUGGUGGCCGACAGCAACAACCAGUCCAUACAGGUAUUCUCCAACGAUGGCCAGUUCAAGAUGCGCUUCGGGGUCAGAGGUCGCUCCCCGGGUCAGCUGCAGCGCCCCACCGGGGUGACGGUGGACAUGAAUGGCGACAUCAUCGUGGCCGACUAUGACAACAGAUGGAUCAGCAUCUUCUCCUCGGACGGCAAGUUCAAGAACAAAAUCGGAGCUGGUCGUCUGAUGGGGCCGAAAGGUGUGGCCGUGGACAAGAACGGACACAUCAUCACCGUGGACAACAAGGCUUGCUGCGUCUUCAUCUUCCAGGCCAACGGAAAGCUGGUCACCAAGUUUGGAGCCAAGGGAACCUCCGACAGACAUUUUGCAGACAAAAGUGGCGCAAAUGUAGCACUGGAACAAAAGCUGAGUAAAUCAGGCCCAAUGUUCAGUCCUCAUUUUGUGGCAGUCAAUAACAAGAAUGAGAUUGUUGUGACAGAUUUUCACAACCAUUCCGUGAAGGUAUACAACGCAGACGGGGAGUUUCUGUUCAAAUUUGGCUCGCACGGUGAAGGAAACGGGCAGUUCAACGCACCCACGGGCGUGGCCGUCGACUCCAAUGGGAACAUCAUUGUGGCCGACUGGGGCAACAGUCGCAUCCAGGUGUUCGACAGCUCAGGCUCCUUCUUGUCCUACAUCAACACGACGGCGGACCCCCUGUAUGGCCCACAAGGCCUGGCCCUCACCUCGGACGGCCACGUGGCCGUGGCCGACUCGGGCAACCACUGCUUCAAGGUCUACCGCUACCUACAGUGACACGCCAACGCCACAAGAAAGUCCACAAGGGUGCAAUAAAACCUUCGGUCUCACACGUCGGCGUGAGGCUGAUGGUGUGCGCAAGGAAUAUAAAUAAAUCAAUAAAUAAAUAGAUCCCCCACGUUUGGUGACUUAGCUUCCGCCAAGGAGCAAAUGGCGGCUACACAGCUAGCUUGAUAGAUUCAAGUAUUAAAUGAGCCAUAACUACGUCCAAAUGCAUGCGAUUUGAUUUCAUCUCCGCAGUGUGGUUCAGUUAUCCACCGAGUAUUGGGGCCACGCUCAAAAGAAAAUAAAUAGUCAACAACA
Messenger RNA from Hippocampus zosterae (dwarf seahorse), 2850 nucleotides. Its product is annotated as tripartite motif-containing protein 3-like. Gene Ontology annotation, molecular function: protein binding; translation repressor activity; ubiquitin protein ligase activity. The transcript has 13 exons. Bases 235 to 2544 code for a protein of 769 amino acids. Gene Ontology annotation, biological process: proteasome-mediated ubiquitin-dependent protein catabolic process; protein polyubiquitination; negative regulation of translation. Lineage: Eukaryota; Metazoa; Chordata; Actinopteri; Syngnathiformes; Syngnathidae. The record is from RefSeq and is a predicted model, not a curated record.